UGGCCCUGCAGGGCACCCACUAAGUCCCUAGCUGGGCGGCACCCUGCUGCGACGUCCCGCUCUGCCCCAAAUCGAAACUGAAAGCCCCAACCGGUGACCUGCCCUUCCUGUGGCUGGAGAGGGUGGCCCGCAGACGGGAGUGCGCCCAGAGAUGUGGCCAUGGCCGGCAGAGCUCGCAGAGAGGCGGUGCAGGCCGCAGCUCGGGAACUUCUCAAUUUCGUGAACCGGAGCCCCUCUCCGUUCCACGCUGUCGCCGAGUGUCGCAACCGCCUCCUCCAGGCAGGCUUCCAUGAACUCAAGGAGACAGAGACCUGGACUCUCAAGCCAGAGAGCAAGUACUUCUUGACCAGGAACUCCUCCACCAUCAUCGCUUUCGCUGUGGGAGGCCAGUAUGUUCCUGGCAAUGGUUUCAGCCUCAUUGGAGCGCACACAGAUAGCCCCUGCCUCCGGGUGAAGCGCCGUUCUCGCCGCAGCCAGGCCGGCUUCCAGCAGGUGGGCGUGGAGACCUAUGGAGGCGGAAUCUGGAAUACCUGGUUUGACCGGGACCUGACCUUGGCUGGACGCGUCAUUCUUAAGUGCCCUGCCACAGGCCGGAUAGAGCAGCAGCUGGUGCAUGUGGACCGGCCCAUCCUCCGCAUCCCGCACCUGGCCAUCCACCUGCAGAGGAACAUCAAUGAGAACUUUGGACCCAACAUGGAGAUGCACCUGGUCCCCAUUCUUGCCACAGCAGUCCAGGAGGAGCUGGAGAAGGGGACCCCUGAGCCAGGGCCCCUCAGUGCUGCAGAUGACCGACACCAUUCAGUCCUCAUGUCCCUUCUCUGCUCUCUCUUGGGGCUGAGCCCCGAAGACAUCUUGGAGAUGGAGCUGUGUCUCGCAGACACCCAGCCUGCGGUCCUGGGCGGUGCCUAUGAGGAGUUCAUCUUUGCCCCCCGGCUGGACAACCUGCACAGCUGCUACUGUGCCUUGCAGGCCUUGAUCGAUUCCUGCGCGGCCCCCGCCUCCCUGGCCGAGGACCCCAAUGUGCGCAUGGUCGCCCUCUACGACAACGAGGAGGUGGGGUCUGAGAGCGCCCAGGGGGCACAGUCCCUGCUGACGGAGCUGGUCCUGCGGCGGAUCUCAGCCUCGUCCCAGCACCUGACGGCCUUCGAGGAAGCCAUCCCCAAGUCCUUCAUGAUCAGCGCAGACAUGGCGCACGCCGUGCACCCCAACUACCAAGACAAGCAUGAAGAGAACCACCGGCCCUUAUUCCACAAGGGCCCUGUGAUCAAGGUGAACAGCAAGCAGCGCUAUGCCUCGAAUGCAGUUACCGAGGCCAUAAUCCGAGAGGUGGCCAAGAAUGUCGGGGUCCCCCUGCAGGAUCUCAUGGUGCGAAACGACUCCCCCUGCGGCACCACUAUCGGCCCCAUCCUGGCGUCCCGGCUAGGGCUUCGGGUCCUGGACCUGGGCAGCCCCCAGCUGGCCAUGCACUCCAUCCGGGAGACAGCCUGUACCUCGGGGGUCCUGCAGACCCUCACCCUCUUCAAGGGCUUCUUUGAGCAGUUCCCAACACUGAGCCGCUAUCUCCUAGUGGACUGAGACCUCUGGGGGAGACUUCUCUUGCUCCUAAAAGGGGAAGAAGUUCUCAGCUAACUUGCAGCUGAAUUAUUAAAGUGAAUUUUUCACACAAA
Molecule: messenger RNA, 1667 nt
Organism: Erinaceus europaeus (western European hedgehog)
Lineage: Eukaryota; Metazoa; Chordata; Mammalia; Eulipotyphla; Erinaceidae
Gene: DNPEP
Product: aspartyl aminopeptidase
Exons: 15
Coding region: 160-1575 (471 amino acids)
Biological process (GO): proteolysis
Molecular function (GO): zinc ion binding; aminopeptidase activity
Source: RefSeq, a predicted model, not a curated record